Molecule: messenger RNA, 2097 nt
Organism: Dendronephthya gigantea
Lineage: Eukaryota; Metazoa; Cnidaria; Anthozoa; Malacalcyonacea; Nephtheidae
Product: ATP-dependent DNA helicase Q-like 1
Exons: 3
Coding region: 1-2097 (698 amino acids)
Biological process (GO): DNA replication; double-strand break repair via homologous recombination
Cellular component (GO): nucleus; cytoplasm; chromosome
Molecular function (GO): 3'-5' DNA helicase activity; four-way junction helicase activity; ATP binding
Source: RefSeq, a predicted model, not a curated record
AUGCAUAGUUCCAAGGAUUUAAACAAUUUAAUUUUGGCCGAAUGUAAAAGUCUUUUCCAGCAUGCCCAUUGUGAAGAAACUGCUAAUGUAAUCCAGCAGUUAGGUAGCCUACGGCUACGAGUUCAAACGACGAAAAAUGAUGCAAUCGAGGGAAAAUAUUCAUCCUACUGUGUAAACGCCCAUGGUUGUGAAUUUAGGGAGAUGAAUAUCGUAGCGACAAGUUUGAAAGAAGCUGCUAAAUUAUACGGUUUAAUUUUGAAACAUGGUGGGGUUUUGAAACCUUUAGGGAGUCGACCAUGUACGAUACACGUGAAAGAAACAAACAAUGGCGACACUUUCUACUCUAAAAAUGAGAAAGGUUUUAAAGUAUGGGAUGCGGGGAAUAGGAUUUAUGCUCAAUGUUUCAUUUCAAAAAGAGACUUGCUGAUGCAUUCAAGUGAAGAAAACCAGUUUUCCAUUGGUAAUGAACAUGACACGUCCUUAUGCAAUACCACUGGAAACGCUUUGCCUUUGGAUAUAGAUUCCGCUGACGACAACGCUUCACUGAAGGUGUUGAAGAAGGUCUUCGGGCAUGACACUUUCAAACCAGGACAACUGGAAUCCAUUAAUGAAAUAAUGUCCGGAAAAGAUGUCAUAGCUGUCGUUCCAACUGGCGGCGGAAAGACAAUAAUUUAUGCUAUACCCUGCAUAUUGAAGCCAGGAAUAGCUGUAGUUGUUUCGCCAUUAAUGAUGCUCAUGUGCGACCAAGUAGCCAGACUUCGCAGUGUGGGAAUAAACACAUGUUAUUACAAUACUUUGCUGACGGAAGAACAAAGACGUAACAUACUACACAACAUUCAGCAGCCAGACUGUCAAUAUCAAUUUGUUUUUGUCAGUCCGGAAUCCGUGAUAUCAGAAUGUUUUCAGAAGUGCCUUGACACUUUAGCGCAAAAGAAAAGACUUAAUAUGUUCAUAAUCGACGAAGCACACUGUGUGGAAAACUGGGGGAAGCACUUCAGACCUUCUUAUCAAGAACUAGGAGUGCUGCGAAAGUACAACGUACAGUUUGUUGCACUAACAGGUACUGCGACUAACAGGACAUUAAGUACAAUUACUUCAUCACUGCAGAUGCAAAACGAAGUUGUUUUGAGAUUGCCAUGCAGAAGAAAUAACCUGUGCUUUUCGGUUCUUACUAAGAAAGAAACCAAAGCCAAGGAACGAAUUGCAGAAAUUAUUAGAAGCGACUUUGGUGGUCAGUGUGGCAUAGUUUAUUGUGCAAGGCAAGCAGACACGGUGGAGAUGGCAUUCCAAUUAAAGGAAAAAGAGAUUUCAUCCACGUUUUACCAUGCAGGUAUGGAUGGAGGAGAAAGAAUCAGAAAUGUGAAUUUAUGGAUGGAAGGAAAAGUUAAUGUUAUCUGCUGCACAAACGCCUUUGGGAUGGGUGUUGAUAAGAAAUGUGUGAGAUUUGUCAUACACCUUACAUUACCGUCUUCUAUUGAAGAUUACAUUCAAGAGUCAGGGAGAGGAGGACGCGACGGCGAUAGUUGUUCAUGUAUCAUGUUUUUCCGCUUUGCGGACCGGUUCUUUCAUAUUCGCAACAUUGCAGCACUUCCCAAAUCUGAUGGACAUGAAUUGUUUCUUUUGAAUAAGAUAACUAAUUUUUGCAUUCAGCAAUCCAUGUGUAGACAACAGUUUAUCUGCAAAUAUUUUGAAGAUGAUAUUGGUGAAUUGUGUAAAUCUUGUGACAUAUGCCAGAAAGACAUCACUCUUCAAGAGCAAGACAUGACAGACCAUGCAAAGGCCAUUAUCCAAUGCUUAAUAGCUAUUAUCAGACUCAAAUCUCAAAUAAAAUUAUCAGAACUAGCAAUGACAUUUAUGGGAUCAAAAGCAAAAGUUAUUCUAGAGAAGAACUUUCAUACUGUUGCACAACACGGAAAAGGAAAGGCUGCGUUUCCAAGCACUGCUGUAGUUACCCAAUUCAUCUAUUAUCUUGUCUCCCAGGGUUUCAUUAACGAGAAUAUUAACUGUUUAGAAGAUAGAAGCACUGUUACGUAUCUAACUUGUGGCAACGUUGACGACUUGUUACACGACAAAUGUCAAGUACUUUACAUCUUUUAG